Galendromus occidentalis (western predatory mite) is the source of this 2653-nucleotide messenger RNA. Its product is annotated as lysosome membrane protein 2. Gene Ontology annotation, cellular component: membrane; cytoplasm. Lineage: Eukaryota; Metazoa; Arthropoda; Arachnida; Mesostigmata; Phytoseiidae. The coding region runs from base 203 to 1999 and encodes 598 amino acids. Gene Ontology annotation, molecular function: scavenger receptor activity. The record is from RefSeq and is a predicted model, not a curated record. The transcript is spliced from 10 exons.
UCAGCUCGUCGAUUAGUCACGCGGAGGGCCGCAACUUUCAACGGCGCACAUUCUCUCCUGCUCUGUUGCGACUCGAGCGGUGUCUGCUGGUGGAGUCGGCCAGACGUUUCUGCUGUCCGCAAAGCACGGUGUGAUUUUCUCAGGAAUUCCUCCUCUAUUCCCCAGCCAUGAAAACUUGAAGAUCCGCUGUCAAGGAACGACGAUGGCUCUCAAGGAUCGCGAUGUGGUCAUGCUGUGCGUGGGAGUUAUGGUCGCCAUUUUCGGUAUCGGCGGCCUGCUCACCCUCAGCAAACUCUUCGAAGUCCUUGUCAUCGGGAGGCUCCCUUUGCUCCCGGGAAGCGAAACAUAUGAAGGCUGGAAGAAGAUAUCGUUCCCCAUUUAUCAGAAGUUCUACUAUUUCAAUGUGACGAACCCCGAGGCGGUUCUGAAGCGUGGAGAAACUCCGAAGCUGGUCGAAGUUGGACCCUACACAUGGAGAGGCGAAUGGGUCAAGGAGAACGUCGAAUGGAACCCGAACGGUACCUUACAAUACAGAGAGAAGAAAACGUACUGGUUCGACCGAGAACAUUCCGUCGGUGAUCAAGAUGAUAGGAUCGUGACAAUCAAUACUCCCCUUGUUGCUGCGAGCCAGAGAGUCAAAAACGCUUCACCUGUGAUGAAAUUAGCCAUUGCAAUCGUCGUGAAUGCUCUGAAUGAGAGUCUUUUCAUCCGUCGCUCGGUUAGACAGCUCACAUAUGAAGGGUAUCCCGAUGUUCUUGCGGAACUGUCGCACAUCAUGAAUAAGAAUAUCCCGGUCAAGAAAGGUCGUUUUGCUUACAUGUCGGGCAAAAACGACACAGAUGAGGGACUCUUCAAUGUCUUCAGUGGAUCGGAAAACAUCGAUCGCUUCAACCAGAUCGAUAGGUGGAAUGGCCGCCAAAAACUCCCCUGGUGGAAUCCCGACACGCCGUGCGCCGAUAUCAAAGGCACAAAUGGGGAGCUGAUCCAUCCGAUCAGGAAUGAAGACAGUCAUAUUUACUUUUUCAACCCCAACUUCUGCAAACCGUGGAAGCUGUCACGAGAUUCUCAGCCGGUUUCGAGUUAUGGAUUACCGCUGCAGCGUUUCGUGGCUGGGCCCGAAGUUCUCUACAACUCGAGCAAAAAUCCCGACCACGCUUGUUUCGAAACAAGCCGCUACAAACUGCCUUCGGGCGGUAUGGACAUUUCGCGGUGUCAGUUUGGAAUUCCUCUGGUGCUCUCAUACCCCCAUUUUUAUGCCGCGGACCCGGCUUAUCUCGAAGCGGUUGACGGCCUCUCGCCUGACAGAGCCAAGCAUCAGUUUUCCAUCGACAUAGAGCCGCGGAUGGGCAUAGCGUUGGGGCUGGCUGCGAGAGCACAGAUCAACAUCAAAUUGACCCGCGUCGACCUCCUCAGUGCUUUCCGGAAUAUUCCCGAGAUCGUUCUACCGAUUUUCUGGCAAGAAAUGGAUAUCUCGCAAACUCCCGAAUUCGCAAACCACCUGCAUGGACUCAUAGACCAGCCGUAUUUGUAUGCGACUCUGGCUUAUGCCUCCAUGAUCGCCUGUGGAGGUCUCGUGGCUCUGGGUACCCUCGUUCACAUUUUCCUUGUCUAUCUCCGCAACCUAAACCAAGCACCAGACCUGUCGAGAGAUAAGGAGGCAAAAUGUCAAGCUGACCUGGGUGGACCAGUUAUCGUGACAUCUCGCCAUAUUCCUCUCAUUAGAAAGAUGAGGAGCCUCUUUUGGUCCCGGAAAACAUGGAAGCGAACCCUCAAGAAGGAGCCGCACAGCAAGACUCUUGAUGGAGACAUGGCGCCCUCUGCUCCGUCAGCUGUCCUCAAUAAUUCUCCCAAGAACAAUAACAGUAUACAGUCGACGAGCUCUCCAUCAGCGUCUCCCGUCGCUGCCGCCGAUUACAGAGGCAGCGAAUGGAUCAAGAAUAUUUUCAUACCAGACCAAAGUAUGUCAACUAAGGUGAAUUGCAACGUGACGCUGAAGUGAAGGGGGGAGUUCAUGACACCCGAGGUCCGCCCGACUCGGUCUAUGAGGCUUCCCAUCUACAUAGAACUCUGCUUCGCUUCGUCCACUGCAGCGGAACCUUCCCGCAGCCAUUGUUCUCCUCGGACGUGAAUUGUGUGUUCCCUUAACCUGUCCCCGUUUUCCGUAUGUAUGUGACUUGAUGAUAACUUUAUACUGUGUACAUACAUCUUUAGAUAUUAUGUGAGUUAUCGUUCACGAAGUGCCACCACGGAUCGCGAGAAAUUUCUCCAAUGCUACUUAAUCGGUGACUUGUUGACCCGUCCCGCGAGAAUAACUGUGGACGCUAAGAGAUUUCCUAAACAGACGGAAAAUGAAAUUGCAUUCCCGAGAGUUAUGUCAUAUAUUGUAUUUUUGGUGCCAUCCAUUGAUUCUGUUGUCUUUUUAAUUGCCGAAAGAGAGACCCGAAGCAUUCUGUUUGUUCAGAGCGAUGUGAAAGAAGGGAACGAUUGUUGCAUUCUUCUCCGUGCGAGACCUAUUAUUCCGAAUCCAUGACGCUGUAACUUCUUUGUGAUAAGUAUCUUCAGGUGAGGUUCCGGCCUCAGACAAGGAGAUUCGAGGCAGGUGAAAUCAGAAUCAUGAUUUCGCAUUCGUCAUCCGAUAUUUCCAAGAAUAAAU